Molecule: messenger RNA, 987 nt
Organism: Thamnophis sirtalis
Lineage: Eukaryota; Metazoa; Chordata; Lepidosauria; Squamata; Natricidae
Source: RefSeq, a predicted model, not a curated record
UUCUCGCAGCCAGUCAGCCGCUGUGACACCAUCCUCCAGCACUUCCUCCACACGGGUAACGCCCGCUCCUGCUGCUCCUGCAGCCACCACGGCUACAGCCACAGCCACAGCCACAAGUCCUAGCCCUGCUCCGAGCUCGGGAAACGGGACCAGCACAGCAACAAGCCCUACCCAACCCAUCCAGCUGAGUGAUCUUCAGACCAUCUUAGCAACUAUGAAUGUACCAGCCGGAACAGGAGGGCCGCAAGUUGACCUGUCCAGUGUGCUUACUCCGGAAAUCAUGGCACCCAUUCUGGCCAACACGGAAGUCCAAGAACGUUUGCUGCCUUACCUUCCUUCGGGGGAAUCUCUGCCGCAAACAGCAGAGGAGAUUCAAAACACGCUCACCUCUCCACAGUUCCAUCAGGCGUUGAGCAUGUUCAGUGCUGCCUUGGCUUCUGGGCAGCUGGGACCCCUGAUGAGCCAAUUUGGCUUACCAGCCGAGGCCAUAGACGCAGCAAAUAAAGGCGACGUAGAGGCGUUUGCAAAAGCCAUGCAGAACAACGUCAAAUCCGACCAAAAGGAAGGAGAAGCAAAGGAAAAGAAGGACGAAGAGGAAGACAUGAGUUUAGAUUAGGUUUCUUAAUUGUGUCUGAAUGAUACUCCUAGAUAUUAACUUUUAAGUAGAAUCCCUAACUGACUCCAUGUAUUGAAUCUACAAGUAAAGGAUCUCAUUCCCAAAAUUAUUUCUGAAAAUAACUCCCCCCCCCCCUUUCUUGCUAUAACCCAGGCAGCUGUUUAGCCUUAAGACACCACUUGUCCCUAGGAAAGAUUUGAUUGGACUAAAUGAAAUCUUGCAUCCAGUAAAACUGUAGCUUUUACGUUUGAAGGGUUAACCUACAUCUAUUAGUUUAUAUAUAUUUUUUAUAUUUAGCUAAUUGCACCUGGGUGUGUCUAUAUUUGGUGGAAUAUUUGACUUCUUGCCUUCAUUAAAAGAUUUGAGGGGCU